UCGGUCCAGAUGUUGAACAACAUCUUCACGGACAGGUCAAUCUGCGUGAUGCAGGAAGAGACCUGCAGGCCGCUGAAACUGCUGUUCAGAUGAUGGAGACAUGCCAGGGGGUCGAAGAACUCAUAAAGCAAGGACAAUUAGUCCUUCAUCGGUAUGUUGCCGAGAGCUUUGAGAAAUUAGAACGGGAAAGAAAUGGAAGAAAAGAAAGUAAAAAAGAAAGAGUUGAAAGGAGAAAACCACAACUGUCUGUGGAUAUGAUGGAGGAAAACAUCCGACAGUUUGAGAACACAUUGGAACAAGUGAGAAGGAAGGUUGAAGAAUACCGAAGAUUGAAAGAACAGCAAGAAGAAGAAGAGAGAGUAAUGGAAGAGUUGAGACAAAAGUUCCAUUACGAGGAAGCAGGAAGUGAAGUUGCAUCUAUUCUUCAGUCUAUCAAUGUCCACCUCAUGCAUCUCGAAAAGAAGCUUGAUGAUAACACCGCCGCGAUCGAGUCCAUGCCUGACACAGUCCUUUGUUCUGUCUCACUGGAUGAUUCCCUUGACGAAUUCGGCAAUGAACUAAUAGCAUUAAGGAGUUCGUGGGCGAAGAAAGCAAAGUCUAAGGGGUUGUGGGAAGAACAGGCGAAGGAGAAAGCUAGAUCGCAGCCAGUUUGUAACUUCGCCGAGGGAAAGUCGUUGAAUGAAGUUUUUGCUGCUGUCACUUCAUGCUUUUGCGUGUCUGCGUGACUCUUGUGAUCGUGAAAGUGGGACAGCGGAGGGUGGUUGUAGGCAUGGUGUCUGGCGUCUGUGGCUCGGCUUCCAUCCGCAUGAUCUCCACAGAGAGUUAUCAUCCAGUGCUGUGGCAGGUUUGUGGGUUUGGCUUUCUGUUAUCUUGACCUUUUUAGGAAGUGGAAUUACAAGUGGUAGUCUUUUCACAUCUCUAUCACAAUCACCUUCAGUAUUCCACAAAACAUAGACUCAUAGAGUAUUGAGAGAAAGGAUUGAGAGAAAGGAUUGAGAGAAAGAAAUAGGAUGGGCAGUUUUCUUCGGAGUAGAUGAGAGGCAUUUGCUAGAGAAGAAGCCCGUCAUUGACACUACGAGUCACCCUUUUUUUUCCUCACUAUGUGACCCACGGCAUUUGUAGAAAGCAGAGUCUCUGAUAGAGUAAUGUAUGCAUGGCCUUUUGUCUUAUCGUCUACUCAUAAUUUCCCUUUUAGCAGGAACGACCGAGCUGUUUUAUAUUUCUUUUCCUAGCAGGAGCAAUGGAUGGAUUGUCAUAUAUAACAGGGAGGGGAAGAGUACUCAUGGGUCGGAACUGUCGAAAGGGUUGGGAGGAAAACAACUGAACAGAACAGGGAUGACCGAUGUGGGUUUUCAAAGGGAACGGCUAUUCAUUUCCAUAAUGGUCUACAUUAGGGUGUUUUUUUUCCUCUUCCUUCUUUGCUUCUCAGGAGUUUGAUGCCUCUUCAGUGUGGUUCAAUUCUUGAAGGCUCGGUGUUGCUGAGACUGCUCAAUGUCUGGCUGCAAUUUCAAAGACCGGUUUGAUCUUGCCUUGGGAUGAUUCUGUGUAUUUCCUCUCGGAUUCUGCAAGUGAGGGCGCCGUGCUACAUGGUUUGCCUUGCUCCCUUGUGCCUAACCUGCCUCCCAUCUCCAGCUUGCAGUUCACUAAAUGGAGGUCUGAUGGUACUUCCUAGGCUGAAACAUCAAUAAAAUAAAUAACCUCAG
Molecule: messenger RNA, 1703 nt
Organism: Chara braunii
Lineage: Eukaryota; Viridiplantae; Streptophyta; Charophyceae; Charales; Characeae
Source: the annotation of a GenBank genome assembly